AUGACUUUCUUCAACCUCUGCGAACACCCCAAGAUGGAUGACUAUCCCGCCCACUGGAGAGACACCCUAAUGGGAUGGGACUUCUGGAAAAGCACCGCUGUCUACGAGGAAGAGCUCGAUCGGAAGCAGGAGCAGGAGCCGGAGCAGGCGAAAAACCUCCACAUCCGCUUCCCCUUCAAUCUGGGCCCCGAGCAAGGCCCUCGCUCAGCUGUUUCCGCCGACGAGACCGCCAAGAAGAAACACCGUCGUGGUUUGAGUGUGAGUGACCUGGCACUCACUCGAAAGGGAGUCUGCGCCGCAGUGCUUCCAAACCCGCCCUCAAAGAACUCUGCAAAUAUACCCGUCCGGCCGGAGGGUGCAACACACACACUCACUCCUUCCAAGCCCAAGUCGGUUCUCCAUGGACCUGCCCUGGAAAGCAACGAUAUCGCCACGGUAGCAAACCCACUUUUCGACUUCAAAGGCGUGGAGACGUGGGAGCGUCUGUCCAAGAGCAAAGAAUCGCUCGGUUUGGAUCUCUUCCGCCCCGUCAAAGAAGAUGAUCCGCUCUUUGAUAUCAUCGAACUGAAGCCGCUGUGUUUGUUCCGUCGUCUGCGUUCGCUCAAACUCACAGGCAUGUUGCAGUCGUACCAGACCAUUAUCUGGAUGACGGCCUGGCUGAACAUGGACCUCGAGGAGCUGGAACUGGGCAUGGCCAUGGAGCCGGAGAUUGUCAGCCUUUCUCAUGCUGGACGGUGGACGCUCAUUCGGGAUGGAUGGAAGAUAGACGAUGGACUGAGUGGAGCGCCUGUUUACUACGGUCAAGGAAACGGGACAUUGCAUCCGGAUAUCGGACACGGUGAGUAUCUCGACAAGCAGUGCAUUGAAACAGCGAAGGUCCGCGCCCUGACCAUGGGCCGUACUGCGAAGUUUCUGCGGAUCAAAACGCUCGCCUUGACUGGAUUUGUGGUGGAUGCAGACCCCUUCCUGCAUUGGUUUGAUCCCAAGAGGCUGCGCAAGAUCUGUUUCAAGGGAAACUGCGUUGAUGCUGGGUUCUGGUUGUCUCGAGGUAUGAGGAAGGUGGUUGUGCGCUUCGCAAAGACCAUUGAUCUCGAUCCGAUCCCUGUGGGUAUUGUGCCGCUGGAAUUGAAGAAGGACUUGAAGGUAGUAGAUCUACGGGGUGGAAAGAAGGUGCACGAGGUAGCGUUCUGUGGAAUGAACCAGCUCCUGGAUGGGUCUAGGAAGAAGACCUGA
Messenger RNA from Penicillium lagena, 1233 nucleotides. RefSeq lists its product as uncharacterized. The record is from RefSeq and is a predicted model, not a curated record. Bases 1 to 1233 code for a protein of 410 amino acids. The transcript has 4 exons. Lineage: Eukaryota; Fungi; Ascomycota; Eurotiomycetes; Eurotiales; Aspergillaceae.